Heterocephalus glaber (naked mole-rat) is the source of this 1156-nucleotide messenger RNA. Lineage: Eukaryota; Metazoa; Chordata; Mammalia; Rodentia; Bathyergidae. The record is from RefSeq and is a predicted model, not a curated record.
CUCUGGCAACGCCGGCCGCGGGGGGCGGGGCCGCCGGCUGUGAGAGCGGAGGCGUCGCCCCGCUGAGGGCCGCGCGGGUUAGGCCUUACAGAUUGACGGGUGGCGGCCGCCGCUGGGUGUGCGAGGGAACCGUUGCUUGUCUGAGUCGCUGUCCUCUAGGCUCCGCCGGGUGGUCGACAUGGCCCGUGGUAAUCAACGAGAACUUGCCCGACAGAAGAAUAUGAAGAAAACGCAAGAAAUUAGCAAGGGAAAAAGAAAAGAGGAUAGCUUGACUACUUCCCAAAGAAAGCAGAGCCCUGGAAAGAGCUAUUUCCAUCAAAUAGGUAGGAUAUGGAACAGGCUCUGGACUUCAAGAACAUUGAUAAGGUCAUACAGCAUGACAGCAAAGCACUGUUUGAAUCAGAAAGAAAUGGCUGUUGUCAUGGACAGAGCUAUUCAAUCCUGAAGUAAAAUCUAAUUCUAAACUUAUGCAGUAACAACCUGGGAAAGAACCUGGUCUUGAAAUUGGAUAGACCUUGGUAUUUAUGUGAUUUACAGCAGGUAUUUGGUCCUGAGCCUUUUUUUUUUCUUUUUUAAAUCUGAAACAUAAGAAUAAGGAAUUGCACAACUUAAGCCAGAGCCAAUGUUUGAUUCACAGAUCUUGAAAACAUAUCUAUUUAAUAUAUUUUAAAUUAUGGGGCUGAGGAUAUAGAGGCCCUGGAGCAUAUAUGACAGUAUAUAUGCCCUGAGCAUAUAUGAGGCCCUGGAUUCCAUUCCCAGCACUGCAAAAUAAAUAGAUCCCCUAGACUGGGUACUCUUUCAUAGUUCAACUAACAUGACAGGUGGAGGUUUACAGAGGGUUGGGCCGGGGAUUUAGCUCAGUGGUUCCACUGCCUGCCUCAAAAGUGAAAGGUCCCAAGUUCGAUCCCAGGUACCAAAAAAAAAAAGAGAGAGAGACACAUAGGGUUAAGAAAGUCCAGAGCACUCGGAAGGCUGAGGGAGGAGGGUCAGCGUGAGUUCAAGGCCAGCUUGGGCUACAUAGUGAGCCUGAACUACAUAGUGAGACCCUGUCUCAAAAUAGAAAAGAAAGAAAGUGCCUGAAUAUCCUACUUUUCUUUAGAGUAAUUAAGUUUUUUGGUGCUUUUUUUUAGUUUUUGUUGGUACUGGGGAUUGAACU